Trichoplax adhaerens is the source of this 2508-nucleotide messenger RNA. RefSeq lists its product as uncharacterized. Gene Ontology annotation, biological process: membrane protein ectodomain proteolysis; Notch signaling pathway; purine nucleobase biosynthetic process. Gene Ontology annotation, molecular function: phosphoribosylamine-glycine ligase activity; metalloendopeptidase activity; metal ion binding. Gene Ontology annotation, cellular component: plasma membrane. Lineage: Eukaryota; Metazoa; Placozoa; Uniplacotomia; Trichoplacea; Trichoplacidae. The record is from RefSeq and is a predicted model, not a curated record. The transcript has 8 exons. The coding region runs from base 1 to 2508 and encodes 835 amino acids.
AUGCCAUCAGCCAGAUUUAUUGUCACUUUGUUACUAGUUUGUGUAUUUGAUAUCCAAUCGUUUACACUUGCAUUACAAUGGCAGCAAAGGCAAUCAUCUAUACUAUAUCUUAAAAAUUACGAAUAUGCAGAAUUUUCUGGGUAUUCUAAAGUGGCGACCAAUACUUCCGAUAUUAAAACUAAUCUUGCAUAUCGCUUCCGAAUUCAAGUUCAUGCCUAUAAAAAAACUUUCCCAUUAGUUCUACGUAGUCAACCACUUCUUUAUCAUGAUAAUUUCAUUCUUGACUUAGAUCCAAAUUCUGUUAAAUUAUUCGAUCACCACCAUCUUGUACAGGGAUUUGUCGAAUCUUAUCCAACAUCGGAGGCCUACGGUUACAUUUAUCCAUCCGGUCAAUUUCAAGGUGUAUUUAUCCACAACAAAAUUAAAUAUUACAUUGAAUACAGUCUAUUUUAUAUCAGGAAUCUCAUCGAUCGUAAUUCGUUUAUUAUCUACCGAGAUGUUGAUAUUCAACAUCGAUCAAGGAAGGGACGUGGAGAAGCAGAAAGCGGACCAUGGCUUUUCGAUCCAUUAGAGUCAUUUUCUUCCUCAAAUUUGUAUAGUCAUCUUCUGCGUAAGAAACAAUUUUCGGAACAAACUAAAAAAGAUACAAAUAAAACGACCUGUUUAGCUCGUAUUGAAAUUGAUCAUCGUGUUGUCCAACGAUAUGGGGACCAAUUUCAUGCUUUGAUUGGUGCUUCUGUGUUAUUGCAAGGUGUUAACCUGAUCUAUCGACGCACAGAUUUUAACGGCGAUGGCAAAGCGGAUGGAAUUGGCUUUGCUGUACAAAGUUUUUCAGCUAAGAGAAAUUUCAGUCGUUUAGAUAAUAUAGAUGAUCCAAAAUAUUACUUCGGCAACUGGACAGCUCUUUAUAAUUACAGCUCGUACUGUAUGGCGUUUCUACUAAUCGAUCAUCAGUUUACUCUAAAAGUAACUGGAAUAGCCAGUAGCGGUUAUGAAGCAGAUCAGGGUGUAUGCACACGAUAUCAUUAUCAAUACAAUCACCUCCGAUCUAGCUCUAAUGUUGGUCUAAUGUCUAUCUCUCGUUAUCGAAGCUCCUUAAUCUACCCAAUAAGACUGUUAAUCAUGGCUCAUGAAAUGGGCCACAUAUUUGGUGCGAAUCAUGAUAAUGCUAGCCAUCGAUGCUCUCCUGGAGGAAGUCAUGGAGAUUAUUUAAUGCAUUCUACGGUUACAAGCGGAAAGCAAAGAAAUAAUCUAUUAUUCUCCCCGUGUAGUCGGCAAUCAAUUUAUCACACCUUACUGAAUAAAGCAAGAAGUCAGCAAAGUUGUUUUGUGGAUCAGUACUACCCUGUAUGUGGCAAUGGAAUAAUCGAUGAAGGUGAGGAAUGCGACUGCGGUUACCAAAAUCAUUGUCAAGAUCCUACAUGCACUCCUGCAUAUUUAAGCUAUUUGGAUAUACCAAACCAAUUGGCAAAUUUCGCUCACAUACCAUGUCGGAAAAUUCCUAAUUAUGGAAGAAUUAAUUUUGUGUCACCAGCAGUGAUUAUGGGCAUUACUCUGAUUACUUGUCUCGCUAUUGUAGUCGUUGCUUCCGUAUUUUGGAACUACAUUAAGCCUAGAAAUCCAUUCAGGCUAAUACUAAAUAUUUGUGUCAUUUUAUAUGAGGCAAUUAACUGGAUAUUUAAGAUUCAGUACCUAGGAAGAUUGCGAUUAAUUACAACACCACAAGCGCAUCAACAAUCUCGUUACGUUAUUAAAGCAAAUGGCCUUGCAGCUGGAAAAGGCAUUGCUAUUUGUUGUAGUCAAGAAGAAGCGGAAACAGCUAUCAUCGAUAUUUUAAUAGUUCUAGCUUUCUGCGAUGGGGUUAAUGUCAGCAUAAUGCCACACAUCCACGAUUAUAAGAGACUAUACGAUCGCGAUUUAGGUCCAAUUACAGGAGGAAUGAGGGUAUUUGCUCCAUAUACUAAGAUUUCAGAUGACGAUGACAGAUGUAUCCGGGAAGAAAUUAUAUUCAAAAUCAUUUCAAAAAUGAAAAGCCUUGGUCAUCCAUAUGACGGGAUCUUGUAUGUAGACAUAAUGCUUACAAAUGAUGGUCCGAAAGUAUUAGAGUUCAAUUGUAGAUUGGGUAAUCCUGAAGCGCAGGUUUUACUACCCUUACUGAAAAGCGACUUGUUCAAUAUUCUGGAAGAUUGCAUCAAGCAAAACUUGAAUCGUAUCGUUGAAUGGCAUCCGGAUUAUGUCGUAGGAGUAGUACUAGCGAGUAGAGGUUACCCUAGACCAUACCAGACUGAUGUUGAAAUUUAUAGUAUUAAUAAAGCUGCUACAUUUAUUGGUAUACAAAUAUUCCACGCUGAAACUGCAUUAACAGAUGACAUGGAUCACCAAGUAUUAACUAAAAAAGGAGGAGUUCUGACAGCGACCGCCAAAGCGUCGUCUCUUUCUAAAGCAUCAAUCAUAGCUUAUCGGACUAUUGAUUGCAUUAACUUUGACGCCAUUAAAUCGUGUUGUUAA